UCAGCUUGCUGCAGACUCAUUCUCUCUUCCACUCCACCUUCUCUCUCCUCCUCCUCUUGCUGCUGCUCCUCCCUGCACAUCCAUCGCAGCUCUAUGGACAUGGACCGGCCAAGCUUCUUACUCAAGCUCUUCUGUUUGCUGGUAUGCCUUCUGCCUAUUCUCCAGGCAUGUCCUCAGAACUGUCACUGCCACGGAGGAGACCUCCAUCAUGUCAUCUGUGACAAUGUUGGACUGAGAAGGAUUCCCAAGGUAGCCGAGCAAACCCGGCUUCUUAAUCUGCAGAGGAACAACUUCCCUGUCCUGCCAACCAAUGGCUUCCGAGACAUGAGGAACCUUGUGUCUCUCCACCUCCAGCAUUCCCACAUCAAAGAGAUCUCCAGUGGAGCCUUCCGGGGCCUGAAGCAGUUGGUCUACCUUUAUUUGUCUAACAAUGACAUCAGUGUCAUAAAGAUGGGAGCCUUUGAUGACCUGACACAACUCACCUACCUCUACAUAGACCAUAACAAGAUCCCUGACCUGCCCAAGGGGCUCCUCUCCCCACUGAUUAACCUCUUCAUCCUUCAGCUAGGUAGCAACAAGCUCAGAGAGUUGAGAGCAGGAGCCUUCCAUGGUGCAAAGGACCUUCGCUGGCUCUAUCUCUCCAAUAACUCCAUCUCUUCCAUCCAGCCGGGAACCCUGGAUGAUGUGGAAAACCUAGCUAUAUUCCACUUGGAUAAGAACCAGCUGACCAGCUACCCACUGGCUGCCAUGAGCAAACUGAGGGUCGUGGAGGACCUGAAGCUCUCACACAACCUAAUGAAAGUCAUUCCAGACUUAGCCUUCCAGUCUUUUGGGCGCUACAUGGAGACCCUCAGCCUGGAAAACAUGGGCCUAGAAAAGAUUUCAGAUAGAGCAUUUGCUGGUGUAACCACACUGAAGACCGUUCACAUUGAGAACAACAAACUUUCCAGUCUUCCUGGGAGCUUCCCAUUCAACCGUCUGGAGACGCUCACCCUGUCUAACAACCCUUGGCAUUGCUCCUGUCAACUAGCACCUCUGCGCAGGUGGCUGGAAUCUACUCGCUCACGCCCGGAUGCAACCUGUGCAUCACCCUCUCAGGCUCGAGGACAGCAGAUUCGAGACACUGCUACACUCCGCAGCUGCAAGCUCCCCACUAAGAGGUCCAAGAAAGGAAGUCGCCAUUAAGCAGGCAGUUGAGGACACAGGAAAGCUAGUCCAGGUGACUGGCCACUUCAAUCAAUCAGAAAACUACUGACUCCUUCCAAGCCCUUCAUCCCCAAGCAUCUCCUUUCCAUUAAGAAUCUUCUAAUAUAUCCAAUCAAAUCCAUUUCCUGCUAAAAGCAGGUUGCAGGGUGGUCUAUCCACCAUUCAACUUUUUUCCUGAUAUUAUAUGUAUUAUUUUAAAAGAUAUGUUUUUAAAAAACUAAACUUAUGCAUGACAGUGCUAAGACAAGCUAAACUAGAUCCUGCUGGUAAAAUACAGUCAUCUCUCUUAAUGUCAUUCAGCUACUCAGUUUGUCCCUAGGAGCCUUUCUACAUGAGCCAUUUAUUGUGGGCUCAUGAUUCCUCACUCAUGGUAGUUCAGGAGUGCUUUACAUGACAUCCACCUCCUCCAGGGCCUCUCCCAUGCUUUGCAACCAUUUUAGAGGUGUGUUUUUUUCUAAUGAGGAAAGUCUGGUAUAUCAUGAAUGGCGGCAU
Elgaria multicarinata webbii is the source of this 1698-nucleotide messenger RNA. It is a transcript of the gene CHAD, whose product is annotated as chondroadherin. NCBI's taxonomy places the organism in Eukaryota, Metazoa, Chordata, Lepidosauria, Squamata, Anguidae. The transcript has 4 exons. Gene Ontology annotation, cellular component: extracellular matrix. The record is from RefSeq and is a predicted model, not a curated record. Gene Ontology annotation, molecular function: protein binding. The coding region runs from base 94 to 1185 and encodes 363 amino acids.